Molecule: messenger RNA, 3852 nt
Organism: Lachnellula hyalina
Lineage: Eukaryota; Fungi; Ascomycota; Leotiomycetes; Helotiales; Lachnaceae
Gene: rad13
Product: DNA repair protein rad13
Exons: 1
Coding region: 1-3852 (1283 amino acids)
Biological process (GO): nucleotide-excision repair
Cellular component (GO): nucleus
Molecular function (GO): DNA endonuclease activity; single-stranded DNA binding
Source: RefSeq, a predicted model, not a curated record
AUGGGGGUCACUGGCCUCUGGCCUAUCCUACAUCCUUGUGCACGCCCAACCCCUCUGCCAACCCUCAACCGCAAGCGUCUCGCUGUCGAUGCCUCCAUCUGGAUCUACCAAUUUCUGAAAGCCGUCCGCGACAAGGAAGGAAACGCGCUGCGAAACUCGCACGUUGUCGGGUUCUUCAGAAGGAUCUGCAAGCUUCUGUUCUUCGGUAUUAAGCCAGUAUUUGUAUUCGAUGGCGGGGCACCGAUUCUCAAGAGGCAAACUAUACAAGGGCGAAAACAGAGGCGAGAGGGCAGGAGAGAAGAUGCGGUUAGGACGGCGGGGAAGCUGCUUGCUGUACAGAUGCAGAGGAGGGGGGAGGAGGAGGCUGAACGAAGGAAGAAAGAUAGGGAGCGUGAGAAGGCGGGGAUGAGACCUCUUGAUGACGAAGAAGAGGCUAUUCCGGAUGAGCAGGAGCUUGUAUACGUAGGCGAAGAGGGCAUGAAUGUACAACAGCGAACCGCAAAUCGAAAGUUCAAGAAAACGGACGCGUAUCAUCUACCAGAUUUGGAUAAUGGUAUUGAAGGUAUGGGUCAACCGAAUGACCCUCGGAUUAUGAGCGCGGAAGAUCUGGAAGAUUAUGCGAGGCAAUUUCACAAUGGAGAAGAUGUCAAUCUCUAUGAUUUCAGCAAGAUCGAUUUCAAUGGCGAAUUCUUUAUGAGUCUGCCUCCCGUCGACAGAUACAAUAUCCUGAAUGCGGCGAGAUUGAGAAGUAGGUUGCGUAUGGGCCUAAGUAAGGAUCAAUUAGAAGAUAUGUUUCCGGAUCGAAUGGCGUUCAGCAGAUUUCAGAUUGAGAGGGUGAGAGAAAGAAAUGAAUUAACGCAACGACUAAUGAAUCUAAAUGGGAUGAAUGGAGAGGAUGGAAUGGCUGGCGUAGGAGGUGCGAGGAUUGCGGGCGAAAGAGAUAGAGAGUACGUGUUGGUUAAGAAUGACGGUGUUGAAGGUGGAUGGGCUUUGGGUGUUGUGAGCCUGGACAAAUCCGUGGGAGAGCGGGAAAAGCCAAUCGAUAUUGACGCUUUGCAUCAGAAAUCAAAAAGGGACGAAGAACCAUCCGAGUCAGAGGAUGAGUUUGAAGAUGUUCCUGUGGAGGGUCUCAAUAGGUUGCCAAAACUAAAUGGCGCCCAGAAACAAAAUUUGUCAUAUGGAGACUUCAAAGCGCAAGAAAUGGCUGAUCAGAGGCGACAAGUGUAUGCUUCAAGAAAUGGGGAGAGCUCGAGACAGGCCACAGUUCAAUUGAUAGAACCUGAUUCGCUUUUCGUUGACGAUGAGGCAACUGUUGGUGUAUCGGCUGGGAAUGGCCGUGGAUUUGAUGAAGAGGAAGACUUGAAUCUUGCGAUUGCAAUGUCACUUCAAAGAGACCAGGAAUUUGAUGGGAUGGAUGAAGAGGAACAUCUUAAGCAAGCAAUUGCUCUAUCGAUGCAGCAAAAUCAUGCUCAUGAAUCCGAGGCUGAUGAGGAGGAAGAUUUUGAAGAUGUCCUUAUGCCAGAAUAUGAGCAGAGAGCGGUCCCUAAUUCCAAACCGCUUACGAAUUCUAGCGGAGGAAUGAUUGCGCAUAUUGUCAACAACAGAGCCAACGCUGCCGUUCCAAAGCGGAAGGCAGCGGACAUCAGUGACAGCGAUAGCGAUAUGGACCUUCAAGCAGCACUUGCAAAAGCAAGAAAGGGGAAAGCUCCGGCGAUAGAACGACGGAAAGUAGCCCCUGUUGUUUCCAAUGCGAAGAAUCCUUUCGAUGGCCCCUUGCCGUUCGAGAAGCUCGAUUUGGGAAGUUCGAUCUUUGGCAAGAAAACUGAACCUCAAAAAGCGGCUGUUGACAAUGAUGAGUCGGCUGAAGAAGAUCUCGCUGGUGGUUUUGAAAAUGGAGAGGAAGAAGCUUCCAGGCCUCUACCACCGUGGCUUGUGGGUACUAGUGAUAUCAGAUCACAAGUGAAGGAGCAAAAGGAGCGGGAUUUUGAGCUCAAUGCAGAGGAUAGGCAGAGAGCACUCGAGGACGAACGCAUCUUUAAGCAAAACAAUGGGCCUAUUGAGAUCGAAUCGUCAGACGAUGGCAGCGACGUGGAAAUCGUUGAUGCGCCGCCACUAGCGGAGACAUUUAGAGAUAAUAUGGGAGAUGUUGCUGAGGGUCUCAGGGCCAACCCACCAGUCUCCGAUAUCCCGGACGAUAGACAGCCAUCGGUUGAGGAGCAGUCGAACAAGAAUAACCCCCACCGACCUGCUGCAAACGAGCCAGAAGAUGAGGCGAUGGACUGGUCAGAGAGCGAGUAUGGAGACAUAACCACUAAAUCGGCAAAGACGGUCGAUACCGAAAAUCCACCUGGCGGCAGAACAGAUGCUAGCUCUCCCAAAUCCAAAUCUGCCUCGCCUGAAUUCGAAGAUGUGGAAAUGCCACCUCCAAAUCGAACGCCAGAGAACCAUGUGCUCGUCAAUGACAGUGUCAAGAGUCUAAGUGCGUUGUUAGAGGAUGGCAAUAUGUCAGAUGGAAUUGAAGCUCCAUCGAACUUGGACUCUGCCACUCAAGUAAGAACCAAGGAUAGAUCGCAGCACGAUUCCGAAAUGGACGAAUUUGAUUUUAGUGAUCCUGAUGAUGAGGAGCUGCUUGCUCAAUUAGCUAUCGAGGCAGAAGAGCAUGCACGAUUCGCAAGCACAUUGAACAACAAAUCCGAGCGUGAAAAUCAAGAAGCGUACGAGAGCGAACUCAGAGCUCUUCGAAAUCAACAGAAGAAAGAUCGCAGAGACGCCGAUGAGGUAUCACAAAUCAUGGUCACCGAAUGUCAGGCACUCCUACGUCUGUUCGGCAUCCCUUACAUCACUGCUCCAAUGGAGGCAGAAGCACAAUGCGCCGAGCUUGUUCGUCUUGGUCUCGUCGAUGGAGUCGUUACAGACGAUUGUGAUAUCUUCCUGUUUGGUGGCACACGAGUCUACAAAAACAUGUUCAACAGCAACAAAUUCGUAGAAUGCUACCUCUCAAAUGACAUCGAAAAAGAACUCACAUUGUCUCGCGACCAACUUAUCUCAAUCGCCCAUCUCCUCGGCUCGGAUUACACUGAAGGCCUCCCCGGCGUAGGUCCCGUCACGGCCCUCGAAAUCAUUUCCGAAUUUCCAACCGCCAGCGGCAUCCAAGAAUUUAGAGACUGGUGGACCUCUACUCAGGGAAAUCCUCAUGCUAUUGCCAUAUCGAAAGAACCGACCGUUUUCCGCAAGAAAUUCCGCCGCGCUCAAGGCACGAAGCUCUUCUUACCACCAGGUUUCCCUUCUCCAGCAGUCACAGAAGCAUACCUCAAGCCAGACGUUGACUCAACGCCAGACGCUUUCCAAUGGGGCGUCCCCGAUCUCGACCGCCUGCGCGACUUCCUCAUGGCGACGAUUGGCUGGUCACAAGAACGCACCGAUGAAGUGCUUGUCCCUGUGAUCCGCGACAUGAAUCGUCGCGAGACGGAGGGGACACAAAGCAACAUCACACGAUUCUUUGAGGGCGCUGUUGGCGCUGGUGCAAAGACCGCGAAUGGUAAAGAGAAAACUGCGGGCAGUAAGAGGAUGAAGGAGGCUGUUAAUAAGCUGAAGGCGAAGAAACAGAUAGGAGGCUUUGGCUCGCAGACUUUUGGGGAUCAGGCUGCGGAGUGGGCGAAGAAGAAUGAUUUGAGUUAUACAGAGAGGGAGAAGGAGAAGGCUGAGAAGGGUAAGAAGCGGAGGAAGAAGAGGGCUGCACCUGUGGUGGUGGACAAUGAUGACCAUGAGGCUGAGGGUGGUGGGGAUGAGGAGGCGGAUGAUGAGGGCGCGAGUAGUGGGGCAUAUAGGGAUACGGGGGAAAGGAAAAUCUAG